CCCAUACUUUAGUAGUAAUAUAAUUUCCUCCUUUUGUGUGUUUUACAAAAGUCAUAAAAGUCUGCAGGAGAAUUAGGCUAAAUGAGGUGUUGCAACUUUAAGUGUAAUAGUCUGUAUUAGAUUAAUAUUUUUUUUGCAUGGUAUCCCAUACAUCAUAUUCACCAUCUUGUGAUGCAUGUGGAGAAAGCUCUUGCAGCAUCAUGGGUCUGGGACUGUCACGUAGAAAUCUUUAUAGCACGCUGUGAAUACACUGACAUACACUGAAGGCUGAGGAAUGUGGAUCUGUCUCAACAAACCCACAUGUGGCUCAGUGUCAGAAAGCCUGGUAAUAUAUGUCUGUGUUUCCUAAAUCCUAGGCUACCACUGGGAUGACUAUGACAUGCGCGGCCCACACACGCUGGUGGGCUGCAGCAGCGAGGGGGCCACAGCCGCCCCGCCAGACUUGCUGAUGCUGAGCCAGGGCACCUCCCUCUUCCACGGAGACAACCCCAUGGAGGGAACGCCACUGCUGCCAUGCUCUGCUGCCACACCCCUGCUGAGUGUGGACGCCCGGGGCGGUCCAGACAGCCGGGACACACCAGACGCUGACGAGGACAAUGAUGAUCCCUGCAGCUUUGAGGAAAUACUCCUGGCAAAUAAUAUAUCUGUUGACUCAUGCCAAGACCUGACUCUUGAUCAUUCGUCUAAAUACAACAUUGUCUCGGACCUUGAAGAUGACUGCCCAGAGUCAGCCCUGAAGAUAUCCAACUUGCCUUCUGUCGUCGAGGACGCCAACAGGCUCGGCAGCCCCAGGAGCCGCCGCCCCUUCCACUGCAGAGACUACAGCUGCGUGUCGGACCUGUCCUUCCUCUCCGCCCUGGAGGAGGAAGGCGUUGACGACUCAAUGUCUGAACUCCAGGAAUCUGACUGUGAGCCGCUGGAUAGAGUCAGUGAGCCCCUCACACCCACACUGGUGCAGACUUCCCUCUCAGAAGUGUUUCUAUAGUCUUGUGAUGUGAUGACAGCUGCUGCUGGACAAGGAGCAAAAACUUUUUACCCCACCAACUCCCAGCAGUUUGUUUAACAUUAAAUUAAAUUUGUGGGAAAGAUAAAUAUGAAUUACAUGUUAGGUAGGUAGAUAGAUAGAUAGAUGGAUGAAUAGAUAGGUAGAAGUACUGAGAGAAAGAAGAAAUUAUUAAAUAUACUUUUAUACAAAUAUAUACAUAACAUACACAUUCUGUUCAUGUUUCAGACAAACUUGCAUUCAUGGAAAGAUUACUAAAAUCUAAUUUAGCACAAACUAAAUUCAUUAUUCCGUAAGGAAAAAAUGGAACAGGUGUAGUUGCUUUCUAUUACUGCAUGAAAACAUGGAGUAACUAACAGCACUUCUAUAAAUUAUCUAAAGUAUCACAAGCAGUGUGCAACAUUUUCUCAAGCCAAGCCUUCACAUGUCAGGUCAGCACAAUGCGUAGAAGAGAACAUUUUUACCAACAAGGCUGAGCCGAGUGAGUCGAGAAUCACAUAAAGUUUUGUACAAACAAGCAAAGGACAGAGACACUGUGUUAAGAACAUAAGAACAUAAGAACGAACAUAAGAACGUAAGGAGUCUGCAAGAGGCCGGUUGGCCUAUACAAGGCAGCUCCUGUACACUCAACCCCACCUUACCUCACCAUCCAUGGCUUUAUCUAACCUCUUCUUGAAUGUAUCUAUGGUAUUGGCACCCACAACAUGGCUCCCAAGCCUGUUCCAUUCGCCCACCACUCUAUUAGUGAACCAAUUCUUGCCUAUGUCUUUGUUGAAUCUGAAUUUGUCUAACUUAAAACCAUUGCCACGCGUCCUACCUGGCUCUUUCACUCUCAAAAUUUUAUUGA
Molecule: messenger RNA, 1850 nt
Organism: Eriocheir sinensis (Chinese mitten crab)
Lineage: Eukaryota; Metazoa; Arthropoda; Malacostraca; Decapoda; Varunidae
Exons: 2
Coding region: 380-985 (201 amino acids)
Source: RefSeq, a predicted model, not a curated record